AUGACUGAAAAUAUCCUCACCUUCUGCACUGCUGACAUCCCACCCGAACUCAUUUCUCAAUUCAUCAAACUCUCCCAACGCACACAAGAAAGUUCCAAAAUCUGGUCUAUCGUCCGCACACCUAUUUCCCAUCCCCUCGGCAAACGCACCCGCACCACCAUCUCUCCUUUCCAAACCGGUUUCCUGGACGCCUCUCUCUCCACGCUCUCAGAAUUCGUGACUUCGGCUCCGCAAACCGAUGGUGCUAUGGAGUCGUUUGGACAGUAUGCCGAUGGAGGCAGUGGAGAAAGGGGAUGGGAUGAGGGGAAGAAAACGACGGAGUGGAAGGAUUAUCGAGUGGAGUUUAGUAAGGCGUGUUGGGUGGUGGGGGUUUUGCAAACGAAACCGGGGUUGUUUGGGGAAAUUGUGGAGAAGGGUCAGGGGACUAGUGUGGAUGGGGAGGGGGUGCUCAAAGUGGAUACCCCAAUGAAGGAGUGCGAUUUGGAGGAAGAGGAUGUUUCUACGGACGAGGAAAGUUUGUGA
Molecule: messenger RNA, 522 nt
Organism: Botrytis fragariae
Lineage: Eukaryota; Fungi; Ascomycota; Leotiomycetes; Helotiales; Sclerotiniaceae
Exons: 3
Coding region: 1-522 (173 amino acids)
Source: RefSeq, a predicted model, not a curated record